GGAACCCCAAUGGAAUUCUUUAAAAGCGCGCUCUCUCCCCUCAUGGGGUCAGGCAAUUCUCUGCAAGAUACAUUGAAGUUGGUCGUCAUCGGAGGAACUGUCGAAACAGCUCGGCGAGCAUCCGUUUCUGCAUGGAGUGGUUUCGUCGAUUCGUUCUUUCUCACCGCGCACUUCAGUCAAGAGGACUACCCAUAUGAUUGGUUGAUGCAUUGGCUUUCCAAGCAACCAGCAUGGGGUCGCAGCCGAGAAUUCGAAAUCACCACGCGUACAAUUGGCCGAAAUGGGCUCACACAAUCGACGACCGGCGAUUUGGAAGAGGAAGAGGUUGAUGGGGAUGAAGAUGAUGAACUUGUGCAUGGGCGUCGGAAGCGCAAGGUGGCGUUCAUGCCUAGUCUUGACACGACGCAUACCAUCUAUUACCGUGGACACUGGCUACGUAUAACCCGGACGAAGAGAUUCCAGGAAUAUGGCCACUAUUCUGCCUUGAAAAUAAGUGUCGUUGCUCGGAAUAACGACAUUCUCAAGAGGCUGGUCCUAGAGGCGAAGCGUGAGUACGAGAAGGACGCAGAACAUCGUGUGCACAUUUUCAUGGCAGACACGACGUACGGUUGUUGGAGGUGGAAUGGAGCACGCCAAAAGCGGCCGAUGAGCUCUAUCGUGCUUGAGCCCGCCGUAAAGGAGAUGCUUCUGGCGGAUUGCAAGGACUUCUUACGUUCGGAGGACUGGUACGCUGAAAGAGGUAUCCCGUUCCGUCGAGGGUACUUGUUGCAUGGUGUGCCAGGCAGUGGGAAGACGUCCCUCAUUCAUUCCAUGGCUGGUGAGCUCGGCCUCGACAUCUAUGUCGUCAGUCUGUCUUCGAAAGGUAUGAGUGAUAACACGUUGACAACCCUAAUGGGGAAUGUCCCGUCAAGAUGUAUUUUGCUUUUGGAGGACUUGGAUGCUGCAUUCACUCGCUCCGUCAGCAGAGACUCGACCUCCACGGGCGCGCCCGCUGCUACUGCGAAAACCGCAACAGAGACCAACGACGGAUCCACUCUCAGUUUGAGUGGACUACUGAACAGUCUUGAUGGUGUCGCAGCUGCAGAAGGCCGGUUGCUUUUUGCGACGACCAAUCAUAUUGAACGACUAGAUCCCGCACUUAGUCGCCCAGGACGAAUGGAUGUAUGGGUUAACUUCAAGAACGCCACUAGGUGGCAAGCGGAGGGCAUUUUCAAGUGCUUCUUCCCGUCUAAGCCCACUGCCACGCCUUCAGGAGAAACUUCUUCGCCGCAAGACAGCUCGCAGAGAAACCUCCCAAUCCCCAAGCGGAAGCAGUCUUCACAUGCAGUUCCAUUACUUGAAGAGGCAGAGAUUUCUGAACUUGCCAAGCGCUUUGCAGAUGCGAUUCCUGAUGACGAAAUGAGCGUCGCUAGUCUCCAAGGAUAUCUUUUGAAGAACAAAACGCGGCCACGCGAAUGUGUUGACGAAGUGGCAGAAUGGAUACUCCAAGAGCGUGAGACGCGCAUCAGACUAAAGCGUGAGAAGGAAGAGCGUGAGGCCAAAGAAAAGAAGGAGAGACUUGAUAAAAAAGAAGCACGAAAGAAGGCGAGAAACGCCGGGCGUCCUGACGCACCUCCUCCCGUCAGCACUGACGUAAUAAUGCCGCCACCGCCUGUUGCGACCACCGAUGCUCCAAGUACCACGUACUCGAUUGAGACAAGCAGUCCUGACGAUGAUGAUAGCUCUUCCGAGGAGGAAGACUCAGAGGCCGCCGCGAACGAGGCGGACGCCGAGGACAGCGUGACUUCGGAAGGAGAGUCUGAGCGCCCGGGUAACGAAAGCGCCACCCCUGAAGGGCAAACCAUGGCUGCUGAGAAAUGGAUUGCAGUCAAGGGGCAACCAACAUCACCUGAGCCGUAG
This is a messenger RNA of Heterobasidion irregulare TC 32-1, 1899 nucleotides long. Its product is annotated as AAA ATPase. The record is from RefSeq and is a predicted model, not a curated record. The coding region runs from base 10 to 1899 and encodes 629 amino acids. The transcript is spliced from 19 exons. Gene Ontology annotation, cellular component: mitochondrial inner membrane. NCBI's taxonomy places the organism in Eukaryota, Fungi, Basidiomycota, Agaricomycetes, Russulales, Bondarzewiaceae. Gene Ontology annotation, molecular function: ATP hydrolysis activity; ATP binding. Gene Ontology annotation, biological process: protein insertion into mitochondrial inner membrane from matrix; mitochondrial respiratory chain complex III assembly.